Molecule: messenger RNA, 599 nt
Organism: Ochotona curzoniae (black-lipped pika)
Lineage: Eukaryota; Metazoa; Chordata; Mammalia; Lagomorpha; Ochotonidae
Gene: SIVA1
Product: SIVA1 apoptosis inducing factor
Exons: 4
Coding region: 32-535 (167 amino acids)
Biological process (GO): extrinsic apoptotic signaling pathway
Molecular function (GO): CD27 receptor binding
Source: RefSeq, a predicted model, not a curated record
GCGGGCAGCCGCGUCCUGCAGCCCCGCGGCCAUGCCCAAGCGGGGCUGCCCUUUUCCGGACGCGGCGCCGCUGCAGCUCAAGCUGCGCGUGGGCCAGAGGGAGCUGGGCCGUGGCGUGUGCGCCGAGCGCUACUCCCGGGAGAUGAUCGAGAGGACCAAGCAGCUGCUCUUCCAGGGGGCCCAGGCCUACAUGGACCGCAUGUGGGGCGACGGCUGCGCCCUUGUGCACCUGCCCGAGCCCCCCAAGCCCGGCCCUGCUGCCAGGGGGCAGAUGCUGAUUGGACCCGACGGCCGCCUGCUCCGGAGCCAGACAGAGGCUGACCCAUCCAGGGUGGCCCCAGUGGCCUGCUCAUCAUGUGUACGUGCAGUGGACGGCAAGGCGGCAUGUGGCCAGUGCGAGCGGGCCCUGUGUGAGCAGUGUGUGCGAACCUGCUGGGGCUGCGGUGCCGUGGCCUGCAGCCUGUGUGGCCUCUUGGAGCUCGGCGAUGCAGGCGAGAAGGUGCUGUGUGGCAGCUGUACCAUGUUCGAGGCCUGAUGGCAGCGUGGGCGGGCUCUGUGUUUAUACUGUCAUGACACCAGCAAAUGAACUUUCUAUUUCU